Myotis brandtii (Brandt's bat) is the source of this 6745-nucleotide messenger RNA. It is a transcript of the gene DYSF, whose product is annotated as dysferlin. The coding region runs from base 129 to 6512 and encodes 2127 amino acids. The record is from RefSeq and is a predicted model, not a curated record. NCBI's taxonomy places the organism in Eukaryota, Metazoa, Chordata, Mammalia, Chiroptera, Vespertilionidae. Gene Ontology annotation, biological process: monocyte activation involved in immune response; negative regulation of phagocytosis; macrophage activation involved in immune response. Gene Ontology annotation, molecular function: calcium-dependent phospholipid binding; calcium ion binding. Gene Ontology annotation, cellular component: cytoplasmic vesicle; membrane; T-tubule. The transcript has 57 exons.
CCCAGGCGUUGGGACUUCUCCGCUGAGGCGCGGCGAAGGCAACAGCUCCCCUUCGGUGGGUGUCUGGGCUUGGUGCGCCCGCUCCCUUCCCGCCCGCGCGCCUCUGCGCUCCCCCCGGCGCCAGAACCAUGCUGUGCUGCCUGUUGGUGAGGGCCAGCAACCUCCCUAGUGUGAAGAAGGACCGCAGCGACCCGGUCGCCAGCUUGACUUUCCGAGGGGUGAAGAAGAGAACCAAAGUCAUCAAGAACAACGUGAACCCUGUGUGGAAUGAGGGCUUUGAGUGGGACCUCAAGGGCAUCCCCCUGGACCAGAGCUCCGAGCUGCAUGUGGUGGUCAAAGACCAUGAGACGAUGGGGAGGAACAGGUUCCUGGGGGAAGCCAAGAUCCCACUCCGGGAGGUCCUCGCCACCCCCAGCCUGUCUGCCAGCUUCAAUGCCCCGCUGCUGGACACCAAGAAGCAGCCCACGGGGGCCUCACUGGUCCUGCAGGUGUCCUACACACCGCUCCCCGGAGCUGUGCCCCUCUUCCCACCUACCACUCCUCUGGACCCCUCCCCGACUCUGCCUGACCAGGAUAUGAUGGCUGGUGGGGGACAGAGCCGGGCAGAGACGUGGUCCCUGCUCAGUGACAGCACUGUGGACACAAGAUACUCGGGGAAGAAGUGGCUGGCCCCCACGGACACAGGAGGAGAGGAGGACACCGAGGACCAGGGCCUCACGGGAGAUGAGGCAGAGCCCUUCCUGGACCAGACCGGCCCCCCAGACCCGGGGGCUCCUUCCACGCCCAAGAAGCCAGCUUCCCACCCUCCCCCGUACCACCCGGGGAAUAAAAGGAAGAGAGGCGCCCCCGCUCCCCGGAAGGUGCUGUCGGACAAGCCGCAGGACUUCCAGAUCAGGGUCCAGGUGAUCGAGGGGCGCCAGCUGCCAGGGGUGAACAUCAAGCCUGUGGUCAAGGUCACUGCCGCUGGGCAGACCAGGCGGACGCGGAUCCACAAGGGAAACAGCCCCCUCUUCAAUGAGACUCUGUUCUUCAACGUGUUUGACUCUCCAGCGGAGCUGUUCGAUGAGCCCAUCUUCAUCACGGUGGUGGACUCCCGUUCCCGCAGGACUGACGCUCUCAUCGGGGAGUUCCGGAUAGAUGUGGGUGCCGUCUACAGAGAGCCCCGACACGCCUAUCUCAGGAAGUGGCUGCUGCUCUCGGACCCUGAUGAUUUCUCCGCUGGGGCCAGAGGCUACCUGAAAGCAAGCCUGUGUGUGCUGGGGCCUGGAAACGAAGCGCCUCUCGAGAGAAAGGACCCCUCGGAAGACAAGGAGGACAUCGAAGGCAACCUGCUCCGGCCGACCGGCGUGGCCCUCCGAGGGGCGCACUUCUGCCUGAAGAUCUUCAGGGCCGAGGACUUACCGCAGAUGGACGAUGCCGUGAUGGACAACGUGAAGCAGCUCUUCGGCUUUGACAGCAACAAGAAGAACUUGGUGGAUCCCUUCAUGGAGGUCAGCUUCGCAGGGAAAAUGCUCUGCAGCAAAAUCCUGGAGAAGACGGCCAACCCUCAGUGGAACCAGAGCAUCACGGUGCCUGCCAUGUUUCCCUCCAUGUGUGAGAAAAUGAGGAUUCGUAUCAUGGACUGGGACCGCCUUACCCACAAUGACAUCGUGGCCACCACCUACCUGAGUAUGUCGAAGAUCUCUGCCCCUGGCGGAGAAAUAGAAGAGGAGCCUGCAGGUGUGGCCAAGCCUCCUCCAGCCUCGGACAUGGACGACCAUCUGGGCUUCCUGCCCACCUUUGGGCCCUGCUACGUCAACCUCUACGGCAGUCCCCGGGAGUUCACCGGCUUCCCGGACCCUUAUGCAGAGCUCAACAUGGGCAAGGGGGAAGGUGUGGCCUACCGGGGCCGGGUGCUGCUGUCCCUGGAGACCAAGCUGGUGGAGCACUGCGAGCAGAAGGUGGAGGAUCUCCCCGCAGACGACAUUCUCCGGGUGGAGAAGUACCUCCGAAGGCGCAAGUAUUCCCUCUUCGCGGCCUUCUACUCAGCGUCCAUGCUGCAGGAUGUCGACGAUGCCAUUCAGUUCGAGGUCAGCAUCGGGAACUACGGCAACAAGUUCGAUAACACCUGCCUGCCGCUGGCCUCCACCACCCAGUACAGCCGGGCGGUCUUUGACGGCUGCCACUACUACUACCUCCCCUGGGGCAACGUGAAGCCCGUGGUGGUGCUGUCAUCUUACUGGGAGGACAUCAGCCACAGGAUCGAGGCGCAGAACCAGCUGCUCAGGAUCGCUGACCGGCUGGAAGCCGGCCUGGAGCAAGUCCACUUGGCCCUGAAGGUGCAGUGCUCCUCCGAGGACAUGGACGCCCUGGUGGCUCAGCUGAUGGAUGAGCUCAUCGCAGACUGCAGCCAGCCCCUGAGCAAUGUCCAAGAGAGGCCCUCUGCCACCUACCUGGACCAGUACCUGUACAAGCUGCGUACCCGUCACCUGAAUCAGAUCACCGAGGCAGCCUUGGACCUGAAGCUUGGCCACUAUGAGCUCUCUGCUAUCUUGGAGCAGGCUGAGGACUGGCUCCUGCGUCUCCGGACUCUGGCCGAUGAGCCCCAGAACAGCCUGCCCGACAUCGUGAUCUGGAUGCUGCAGGGAGACAAGCGGGUGGCGUACCAGCGGGUGCCCGUCCACGAGGUCCUCUUCUCCCGGCGGGGCGCCAACUACUGUGGCAAGAAUUGCGGGAAGCUGCAGACGAUCUUCCUGAAAUAUCCGAUGGAGGAUGUGCCCAGAGUCCGGAUGCCAGUGCAGAUACGGGUGAAGCUCUGGUUCGGGCUCUCUGUGGAUGAGAAGGAGUUCAACCAGUUUGCCGAGGGCAAGCUCUCCGUCUUUGCUGAGACUUAUGAGAACCAGACCAAGCUGGCCCUGGUCGGGAACUGGGGCACGACGGGCCUUACCUACCCCAAGUUUUCUGAUGUCACGGGCAAGAUCAAGCUACCCAAGGACAGCUUCCGCCCCUCGGCCGGCUGGGCCUGGGCUGGAGAUUGGUUCGUGUGUCCAGAGAAGACCCUGCUCUAUGACACUGAUGCGGGCCACCUGAGCUUCGUGGAGGAGGUGUUUGAGAACCAGACCCGGCUCCCUGGAGGCCAGUGGAUCUACAUGAGUGACAACUACACGGACGUGAAUGGAGAGAAGGUACUUCCCAAGGAGGACAUCGAGUGCCCACUCGGCUGGAAGUGGGAAGAUGAAGAGUGGUCCACCGACCUCAAUCGGGCCGUGGACGAGCAAGGCUGGGAGUACAGUAUCACCAUCCCCCCGGACCGGAAGCCGAGGCACUGGGUCCCUGCCGAGAAGAUGUACUACACCCAUCGGCGGCGGCGCUGGGUCCGCCUGCGCAGGAGGGACAUCAGCCAGAUGGAGGCGCUGAAGAAGCAUAGGCAGGCUGAGGCCGAGGGCGAGGGCUGGGAGUACGCCUCGCUCUUCGGCUGGAAGUUUCACCUGGAGUACCGCAAGACGGACGCUUUCCGCCGCCGCCGCUGGCGCCGCCGCAUGGAGCCGCUGGAGAAGACGGGGCCUGCAGCUGUGUUCGCCCUCGAGGGGGCCCUGGGCGGUGUGGUGGAUGACAGGAGUGAGGAUUCCCGGUCCGUCUCCACCUUGAGCUUUGGCGUGAACAGACCCACGAUUUCCUGCAUCUUCGACUACGGGAACCGCUACCAUCUGCGCUGCUACAUGUACCAGGCCCGGGACCUGCCUGCGAUGGACAAGGACUCUUUCUCUGAUCCCUACGCAAUCGUCUCCUUCCUGCACCAGAGCCAGAAGACGGUGGUGGCGAAGAACACCCUGAACCCCACCUGGGACCAGACGCUCAUCUUCUACGAGAUCGAGAUCUUCGGCGAGCCGGCCACCAUCGCCGAGCAGCCGCCCAGCAUCGUGGUGGAGCUGUACGACCAAGACACCUAUGGUGCAGACGAGUUUAUGGGACGCUGCAUCUGUCAGCCGAGUCUGGACCGGAUGCCCCGGCUGGCCUGGUUCCCCCUGACUCGGGGAAGCCAGCCGGCAGGUGAGCUGCUGGCCUCUUUUGAGCUCAUCCAGAGAGAGAAGCCGGCCAUCCACCACAUUCCUGGCUUUGAGGUACAGGAUGCAUCACGGAUCCUGGAAGAGCUGUGUGCACCUGCCUUCUUCCUCCAGGGCCUCCUCCAAACGUCGGAGGACACAGACCUGCCCUAUCCGCCACCCCAGAGGGAGGCCAACAUCUACAUGGUUCCCCAGAACAUCAAGCCAGUUCUCCAGCGGACCGCCAUCGAGAUCCUGGCAUGGGGCCUGCGGAACAUGAAGAGUUACCAGCUGGCCAAUGUCUCCUCCCCCAGCCUUGUGGUGGAGUGCGGGGGCCAGACGGUACAGUCCUGUGUCAUCCGGAACCUCCGGAAGAACCCCAACUUUGACAUCUGCACCCUCUUCAUGGAAGUGAUGCUGCCCAGGGAGGAGCUCUACUGUCCCCCCAUCGUGAUCAAGGUCAUUGAUAACCGCCAGUUUGGCCGCCGGCCUGUGGUCGGCCAGUGUACCAUCCGCUCUCUGGAGAGCUUCCUGUGUGACCCCUACUCAGGGGAGAGUGCAUCCCCACAGGGUGGCCCAGAUGAUGUGAGCUUACUCAGUCCUGGGGAAGAUGUGCUCAUUGACAUUGACGAUAAGGAGCCCCUCAUCCCCAUCCAGGAGGAGGAGUUCAUCGAUUGGUGGAGCAAAUUCUAUGCCUCGAUCGGGGAGAGGGAAAAGUGUGGCUCCUACUUGGAGAAGGACUUUGACACUCUAAAGGUCUAUGACACACAACUGGAGAAUGUGGAGGCCUUUGAGGGCCUGUCUGACUUUUGUAACACCUUCAAGCUCUACCGGGGCAAGACUCAGGAGGAAAUGGAGGACCCAUCUGUCAUUGGGGAAUUUAAGGGCCUUUUCAAAAUUUAUCCCCUCCCAGAAGACCCAUCCAUCCCCAUACCCCCAAGACAGUUCCACCAGCUGGCUGCCCAGGGGCCCCAGGAGUGCCUGGUCCGCAUCUAUAUUAUCCAAGCAUUUGGCCUGCAGCCCAAGGACCCCAAUGGGAAGUGUGAUCCUUACGUCAAGAUUUCCAUAGGGAAGAAAUCGGUGAGUGACCAGGAUAACUACAUCCCCUGUACGCUGGAGCCUGUGUUUGGAAAGAUGUUCGAGCUGACCUGCACCCUGCCUCUGGAGAAGGACCUGAAGAUCACUCUCUAUGACUACGACCUCCUCUCCAAGGACGAAAAGAUCGGGGAGACGGUCAUCGACCUGGAGAACAGGCUGCUGUCCAAGUUUGGGGCUCGUUGUGGGCUCCCACAGACCUACUGUGUCUCUGGACCGAACCAGUGGAGGGACCAGCUCCGCCCCUCCCAGCUCCUCCACCUGUUCUGCCAGCAGCACAGAGUCAAAGCCCCCGUGUACCAGGCAGACCGCGUGAUGUUUCAGGAUAAAGAAUACACCAUUGAAGAAAUAGAGGCUGGCAGGGUCCCGAACCCACACCUGGGCCCAGUGGAGGAGCGUCUGGCUUUGCACGUCCUCCAGCAGCAAGGCCUAGUCCCUGAGCAUGUGGAGUCUCGGCCCCUCUACAGCCCCCUCCAGCCAGACAUCGAGCAGGGGAAGCUGCAGAUGUGGAUUGACCUGUUUCCGAAGGCCCUGGGGCGGCCUGGACCUCCCUUCAACAUCACCCCACGGAGAGCCAAAAGGUUUUUCCUGCGUUGCAUUGUCUGGAACACCAAGGAUGUGAUCCUGGAUGACCUCAGCCUCACGGGGGAAAAGAUGAGCGACAUUUAUGUGAAAGGUUGGAUGGUUGGCUUUGAGGAACACAAGCAGAAGACGGACGUGCAUUAUCGGUCCCUGGGAGGCGAAGGCAGCUUUAACUGGAGGUUCGUGUUCCCCUUCGACUACCUGCCAGCUGAGCAAGUCUGCACCGUCACCAAGAAGGAUGCUUUCUGGAGGCUGGACAAGACUGAGAGCAAAAUCCCAGCGCGAGUGGUAUUCCAGAUCUGGGACAAUGACAAGUUCUCCUUUGACGACUUUCUGGGCUCCUUGCAGCUGGAUCUCAACCGCAUGCCCAAGCCCGCCAAGACGGCGGAGAAGUGCUCCCUGGACCUGCUGGAUGACACUUUCCACCCGGAGUGGUUCGUGUCCCUUUUUGAACAGAAAACAGUGAAGGGCUGGUGGCCCUGUGUGGCAGAGGAGGGUGAGAAGAAGAUCUUAGCGGGCAAACUGGAGAUGACCUUGGAGAUCGUAGCAGAGAGUGAGCAUGAGGAGCGACCUGCUGGCCAGGGCCGGGAUGAGCCCAACAUGAACCCCAAACUCGAGGACCCAAAGCGCCCUGACACCUCCUUCCUCUGGUUCACCUCCCCGUACAAGACGAUGAAGUUCAUCCUGUGGCGGCGGUUCCGGUGCACCAUCAUCCUCUUCAUCAUUCUCUUCAUCCUCCUGCUGUUCUUGGGCAUCUUCGUCUAUGCCUUCCCGAACUAUGCUGCCAUGAAGCUGGUGAAGCCCUUCAGCUGAGGACUGCCUGGCCCAGGACUGGCUGCUUCCUCUGCCCAGCUCAGCUGAGCUCCUCCAGACCUCCAGGCCAGACCGUCCUGCCAGGGUGGGCAGACAGACAGGUGGACUGGCACAUGCUCCAAGAGUUGGUAACAUCGAGCCCUGGGAUCACCCACUUUCAUCAUUUCUUCCUCCCCCAGUUCGACCCUUUUUGGAUCAGCCCAUGUGCAUUUCAGUAUAAAAUGGUUGGAACC